UUAACAUUUCAUUUUGAACUUUUUCCAAAUGUAGGUAAAAUCGGACUAUUAAAAAUUACGAUAGUAACGUGAACCAAUGUUACUUUUGAGAGAAAUAAGUUGAUCCACACGAUAGGCACUGAAUGUACAAUUCGCCUUUAAAAUCUUCGGGAAAUUUUAUUUUUGCCGUGAAUAAUUCAUCAAAUUCUCAAUUUAUAGAAAGGAAUUUAAAUCAAUUCAUCUACUACAAUUUGCGUACUUACUAAUUUUCUUUUACUAGGGAGUACAGCUUCUUUGUUAAAUGUGUGCAAGCUACAUACAUUUUCAGCAGUGAUAUCUUCAUUAAUUUUGGCGUACAUAUAGGAUAGAUAUAUGGAAUACAGUCGAUCGUCACACGUUCUAUUACCUUCACUGCACUAAUGUCGUUAAAUUUUUUUAGUUAAACAGCUUUAAUAGCUUGUAUCAUAUUAUCUACGAAAUAAUUAUUUCUAAAAUAUUUCUACUCUUUAUCUAACUUUGUUCGUACCAUUUAAAGCAAAGAUUGACAUCCAUUUGAUUAUUUAUUGUAUAAACUAUAUAGACGGUCAUAUGGCAAUAAAGUAUUUGUUUCUUAUUAUGUCAUAAUCAAAAGCAUAAACACUUCACAUCUUCAUUGAUUUACUAGAUCUCGAUUAUCGUAGUAUAACUUCCAGUUUUUGUUCUGUUCCAAAAUCACAAUGUAAACCAACGUGAAUUUUACUUCAAUAAGAACGUGAAGACACUUCCUACUGCGGCUGGAACGUAAAAUUUACAUUCAAUAAAAGAACGAUAACUAUCAGCAACGGUUGCUAGAAGAGAGCGUUCUAGUCGUCAUAACGCGUGAUGUACAAAAUUCAUAUCGAUCGACAUUAUCAAAACUGUCAGAACUGUACUGUACUGUAACUGUAAUUGGGACCUAUUCUUUGUCUUCCAACGAAUCGUCCAACAAGCGACAAUUUUAGAAAGAGAUGAUUGAUAGUUUAUGAUGCGAAUCCUAACUGAAAUCGGCAGUCCCUUAAAAGAACGAUUAUGCCAUUUUCUUAUAGUAUUUCAGAAAACCGGGGAACAGUAUCCUAAUAUAUAUGACAUUCCUUAUUAUAACACGAUCAAGAUGUAUUUGAGAUUUUUGGGCCUAGAUCCACACCAAAAAUAUGGAUUGAUCAUUGUAAUUAUAAUGGUGACUAGUAUGACAAGUGUACUUAUUCCAAUGUUUAGAAAAUUGUUCGAUUAUAUAACGAAGGAAUGGCAGCAGCUGGAAUUAAGUCAAGAUUUGUACAUUCUGGAAGAAGUUACCAUACGAGGCAGCAAAAUAGCGAAAUUGUAUCGAAAUACUUUACUGAUAUGUAUGGUACUUUUUAUACUCAUUCCACUGACUUCUCCUAUGUUGGAUAUUGUUCUUCCACUAAACGAAACUCGACCACGACAACAACUAGUUAAUGUUAAUUACGUGCUUUUUGACAGCAAUAACCAUUUUUUCUGUGUGUACUUACAGUUAUCUUGGACGGCAAUAGUAGUUUCAAUAAGCAUAGUUACCGUAGAUUCUUUAUUGAUGCUUAUAGUUCACCACAAUAGUGGACUAUUUAUAGUAUGUGGGUAAAUAUGAUUUACUCAAUACAAUUACAUUACAUAUAAUUAUGUAUAUUCACUACCGCUUAAACAUAUUUGCACAUUUUUAAUACGUUGCAACAUAAUUAUAAAAUUACAGAUGUUCAAGUUUUUCAGAUGUUUAUUACAGUGGGUCACGAAGGUACUUGAGCAUCCAAAUACUAAUCUUUUACUUUUGUUUGUAGUAAAUGUUUUAUAGCUUUUAUAUCCAUUUAUAUACGUUUAUACACAUUUAUAUAAAAUUUUAGAUUGGUUUGAAACUUUACUAAUACAAUAAUGACAGAUGUGUCGCAUUAGAGUUAAUAAAAUUUCAAAACGUUUUAUAAAACAUAUGUAACAGAUGUAUACAUGAAACAACAUAUAUACUUUUGUCAGCCACUGUAUAUAUCAAUAGACAUUACGAUA
Messenger RNA from Bombus pyrosoma, 2007 nucleotides. RefSeq lists its product as uncharacterized. Gene Ontology annotation, cellular component: membrane. Gene Ontology annotation, biological process: sensory perception of smell. Bases 980 to 1594 code for a protein of 204 amino acids. Gene Ontology annotation, molecular function: olfactory receptor activity; odorant binding. The transcript has 5 exons. NCBI's taxonomy places the organism in Eukaryota, Metazoa, Arthropoda, Insecta, Hymenoptera, Apidae. The record is from RefSeq and is a predicted model, not a curated record.